Molecule: messenger RNA, 2641 nt
Organism: Coniophora puteana RWD-64-598 SS2
Lineage: Eukaryota; Fungi; Basidiomycota; Agaricomycetes; Boletales; Coniophoraceae
Product: DUF21-domain-containing protein
Exons: 8
Coding region: 18-2477 (819 amino acids)
Biological process (GO): magnesium ion homeostasis
Cellular component (GO): intracellular membrane-bounded organelle
Source: RefSeq, a predicted model, not a curated record
CCGUUUCCGCCCCUCGAAUGGUACCACCGCCACUACUCCGGACCCAACACUCCUCCCGUCUACUCCUGACCUUAUUCUCAGUAGCGUCCCAAUAUGUGCCCAACCUCUCUCGUGUCGUCCGCGGCGACGCCGACGACCCCUCCAGGCUGCAUACCUGGGCCAAACGAGCCACGACACUCGACCAUAGUAGUGUCGAGUUCAUCGUCUUCGCAACCCUUAUACCUAUCCUCGUCUUACUAUCUGGUGUAUUUGCCGGUUUGACUCUAGGCUAUAUGAGUUUAGACGAAACGCAGCUCAAUGUACUUAGCCUGAGCGGUACUCCUGAGCAAAAGAAGUACGCGGAGAAAAUCAUGCCAAUCCGCAAAAACGGUCACCUACUGCUGGUCACUUUGCUUCUUGCAAACAUGAUUGUCAACGAAACGCUUCCUGUCAUCUCCGACCCCAUUUUGGGUGGUGGUCCGCAGAGUGUUGUCGUCAGUACAGUGCUUAUCGUUAUCUUCUCGGAGAUUAUCCCGCAAUCUCUCUGUACUCGCCAUGGUCUUUACCUCGGUGCGAAAAUGGCGGGAUUCACCAAGGUGUUGAUCUUCGCUUUGGGUAUUGUAUCCUGGCCUGUAGCCAAAUUUCUUGAAUUUGUACUUGGCUCUCAUCAUGGUAUCAUCUAUCGGAGAGCAGAGUUAAAGGAACUUAUUGCCAUGCAUUCUGCCAUGUCUGCACACGGCGGCGAUCUCAAGACAGACACGGUCACGAUCAUCGGAGCCACGCUCGAUCUUCAAGAGAAGGUCGUCAGUCAGGCCAUGACACAAAUCGACGACGUCUUCAUGCUAUCCAUUGAUGCUCGCCUUGACUAUGAACUUUUGAAGAAAACAUGUCAAACAGGUCACAGUCGCGUCCCAGUCUACGAAGAGGUCGAGAUCGCGAUGGAUUAUACCGGCCGUAAGCAGAAGGUGAAGAAGAUUCUCGGUGUCUUGCUCGUCAAGCACUGCGUUCUUCUGGACCCGAAAGAUGCGACCCCUCUUCGUAACUUGCCUCUUAACCGGAUCAUGUUUGUACCCAACAACGAGUCUCUUCUUGGCAUCCUCGAUAGAUUCCAAGAGGGUCGAUCGCACAUGGCCAUCGUCUCUCGCUACAGCGAGGAGAAGGCUGCUUCGGUAAAGAAAGUCGUCAAACGUACUCUUACCCAACGUCUCCGCGAACGGGUCGGGCUCGAUUCAGACUCUUCGAGUGAUGAAGAUGAAGCCACCGAGUAUACGGAAGGGGAUGCCGAUAAUAAAUCCAUCAAGGGGAGAGAGGUAACUUUUGCUGAACCUAUGGGGAAUGGAAUCGGAGACCCUCAGCGCAACGAUGGGGUUGUCGAGCACGAUUACGCUCACGGACCUAGACGUACAAAUAGCGCGCGAGGCCGAGGGCGUGGGCGUCCCCGUGUUCGUGCCCAGCGCCAACCCGACCUUGAGAUGGGUGUAAUGAAACCCAUUAAAGGUCCCGCUGAACAAUCAAUGCCUGCUGACGCAGUUCUCGCUAAGAAAGGCGCAGAGCAGCUCCUACAGACUAUUGACCCUGCCAUCAACCCUCUGGGCAUCAUCACUCUCGAAGACGUACUGGAAGAACUCAUCGGUGAAGAGAUCUAUGACGAAUUUGACUCCGAGGGAGCAGGUUCUGUGUCGUCUUUUGUCCCUAAACCCGAGCCUAAAGCUAAACUACCUCCUUCGAACUCCACGCCUAACUUGACGUCAACUGGCCAAGAAAAGGAGAUACCCGCACCUUCUCCUAGCGCGAGGUCCUUCGGCACUCCACUUCUUCGACCCAUCGCGCUCAAGAGCAAGAAUUUCGGCCAAGGUUUCGGCUUCCUCUCGCGGUCAACUAGUGCGCCCCCCACUCCUCGCGAUGAACAUCCCCGUGGCCGUACCUUGGAGAAAGCUGGACAGGAUAUCGCUGAGGCUAAAGAGAGCGAGCAGAAAGAAGUGCCUGUCGUCGCCGAGUCUAUUCCGGAAGCUCCUCCUAGCCCUACGGCCGGCUUUCCUGACACUUCACCCGAUUCUCCCAUGGAAACUGACGAUAAUCUAAGCACACCUGAGCGCGUGAAGAAGGCUUCUUUCAGUGGUCGUAUUCCCGGAACUGCCAGCACUCCCGCGUCUCGCAGCGUAUCCCCGGCGCCUUCUCUCGAAGCUUAUCUCUAUGGUCGGAAACGCGGCAUGAGAGAAGGUGCUACACCGUCACCUGCCCCUGUCCCUGUUCCGAGCAGUCUCGCGUUUACCCCCAUGACGGAAGGUGCUCGAGAGCUGCGUGCACCGGUGCCGAGGCCUCCCAGUUCCAAGGGUAGCAAGUUCAAGAGCAGUCCGCUAACUUCGAGCGACCCUACCACUCUGCUCACCGAGGAUGCGGGUGCAACAUCUUUGAAUGAGACCCAUGGUGAGCGGAUGCCCGAUAAACCAGAAGCAGAUACGCCAGAUCGGAAGGAGCAUGAUGCUGGAUACUUAUAACAGCGACAGUGAGGGCAGUGGCCCUACUCAGCUGAUUUUUCUGCUUUGGUCGAAACCUUCUCAUGUCUAGCGCACGAGAGUUAUGCCCCAUUUUCAAUACCACUACUUCGUUCGUGUAUUACUCUGAAAUCAAUACGUAGAACUUCAGCUUCAGCUUGAACCCC